This is a messenger RNA of Eremomyces bilateralis CBS 781.70, 702 nucleotides long. RefSeq lists its product as uncharacterized. The record is from RefSeq and is a predicted model, not a curated record. The transcript has a single exon. Lineage: Eukaryota; Fungi; Ascomycota; Dothideomycetes; Eremomycetales; Eremomycetaceae. The annotation marks the transcript as partial.
AUGGCGAAAGAACUCGCUGCCGCCAAAGCGGAGGUUGCAGAACGUAUCAAUGAAGAGCAGGCAAUCGUACAAGGCCAGACGGUUGAAUGCGGCUGCUGCUUUGGCGAUACCCCCGUCAAUCGGACAGUGUGCUGCCAGUUCCUUCACAAGUUCUGCAGAGAUUGUGUCCGGCAACUCGCGGCGACGGAGAUUGGUAAAGGUCUUCACCAGCUCAAUUGCAUGCAUGAAUCCGGUUGCACAACACCGUUUGAGAUGUCUACGCUUCGCGAAGUUCUAUCUGAGAAGACCAUUCUUGUCAUUGAGCGUCGUCGACAGCAAGAGGAGAUCGCGGCCGCGGGAAUCGAAGGGCUUUGGGAUUGCCCUUUCUGCGACUACAAAGAGAUUGUUGGUCCUAUUGAAGAGGACCAUGAGUUCCGAUGCCGCAAUCCAGAGUGCUCCAUUGUCAGUUGCCGUCGGUGCAACGAGAAAAGUCACAUCCCCCUUUCUUGUGAGGAGUACCGCAAAGAAAAGAAGUCUACUGCUCGACACGAGGUGGAAGAAGCAAUGACCGAAGCUCUUGUGCGCACGUGCAACAAAUGCAGUUUCAAGUUCUACAAAGAUGAAGGCUGCAACAAGAUUAUUUGCAGCAAGUGCCGCAACAUGCAAUGCUAUGUUUGCGGCAAGAAUGUCACCGACUACAAUCACUUCCGGUCUGACCGCCCA